AGGGCGCCGAGCCGAGCCGCAGCCGGCGCCACACGAGUCCCGCAGCCGCUGCGCCCGGGCCAUGGGCCGGGAACACUGAGGCCGCCGCGGUCCAGCGCAGGGGUGGGACCUAGCCAGUGCCUUGCCCUCGCGCCGCGCCAACAUGCCCCGCGGCUUCCUAGUGAAGCGCAGCAAGAAGUCCACGCCCGUGUCCUACCGGGUCCGCGGAGGCGAGGACGGCGACCGCGCGCUGCUGCUCUCGCCGGGCUGUGGGACCGCCGGCGCCGAGCCCCCGGCGCCGAGCGUCGGGUCGGGUACGCUGCCGCAGCCGCCCGCCGAGCGCGCCCAUGCGGCGCUCGCCGCCGCGCUCGCCUGUGCGCCGGGCCCGCCGCCACCCCAUCCGGGCCCGCGGGCCGCGCACUUCGGCAACCCCGAGGCAGCACACCCAGCACCGCUCUACAGCCCCACGAGGCCCGUGAGCCGCGAGCACGAGAAGCACAAGUACUUCGAGCGCAGCUUCAACCUCGGCUCGCCGGUCUCGGCGGAGUCCUUCCCUACGCCCGCCGCGCUGCUCGGAGGUGGCGGCGGCGGCGGCGGCGUGAACGCCGCGGGUGGAAGCGGCACCUGCGGCGGCGACUCGCUGCUCUUCGCGCCUGCCGAGCUCAAGAUGGGCACGGCCUUUUCAGCGGGCGCCGAGGCGGCCCGCGGCCCGGUCCCCGGUCCCCCUUUACCCCCCGCCGCCUCCCUGCGGCCCCCCGGCAAGCGGCCCGCGCCCCCCGCGUCCGCCUCCGAGCCUCCAGCCAAGGUAGCCAAGGCCUCGGGUGCCAAGAAGCCCAAAGCCAUCCGCAAGCUGCACUUCGAGGACGAAGUUACCACGUCUCCCGUGCUAGGGCUCAAGAUCAAGGAGGGCCCGGUAGAGGCACCGCGGGGCCGCGCAGGGGGCGCAGCGCGGCCGCUAGGCGAGUUCAUCUGCCAGCUCUGCAAGGAGGAGUACGCUGACCCAUUCGCGCUGGCGCAGCACAAGUGCUCGCGCAUCGUGCGCGUGGAGUACCGCUGCCCCGAGUGCGCCAAGGUCUUCAGCUGCCCGGCCAACCUGGCCUCGCACCGCCGCUGGCACAAACCGCGCCCGACGCCCGCCGCAGCCCGCGCGUCGGAGCCGGAAACCGCCGCCAGGGCUGAGGCGCGGGAGGCGACGUGCGGCGGCAGCGACCGCGACACGCCGAGCCCUGGCGGCGUGUCGGAGUCGGGCUCGGAGGACGGGCUCUACGAGUGCCACCACUGCGCCAAGAAGUUCCGCCGCCAGGCCUAUCUGCGCAAGCACCUGCUGGCGCACCACCAGGCGCUGCAGGCCAAGGGCACGCCGCCCGCGCCCCCGGCGGAGGACCUACUGGCCUUGUACCCGGUGCCCGACGAGAAGGCGCCGCAGGAGGUGGCCGGCGACGGCGAGGCGGCCGGCGUGCUGGGGUUGAGUGCGUCCGCCGAGUGCCACCUGUGCCCGGUGUGCGGGGAGACGUUCCCCAGCAAGGGCGCCCAGGAGCGCCACCUGCGCCUUCUGCACGCCGCCCAGGUGUUCCCCUGCAAGUACUGCCCGGCCACCUUCUACAGCUCACCUGGUCUCACGCGGCACAUCAACAAAUGCCACCCGUCCGAGAACAGACAGGUGAUUCUCCUGCAGGUGCCUGUGCGUCCGGCCUGCUAGAGCGCGCCCUCCAUCCCGGUCCCCCGAACUGUGCCUUCGCUUGGAGACCCACAAAGAGAGCGCUCCUUUCGCGCCCGAACCCGCGUCCUUGCCGGGGACACCCAUCCCGGGUGAAAGUGUUGUCUCCGCUUCUCUUGGUGUGGUGUGAUGGUAACCCCAACCCUCUCGUUGUGCCUCCCUUUGUACACCCGUCCCCCUUUGCGUUGUGUCCCCUUCCCCCCUUGGCGCAACAGGAGCCAAUCUAUUUCUGUACAAGGGAGAAAAGAUGUACGCGUUUGUCUUGUGGUUGGAAGCUUCCCCUUGGAGUGGAGAGCUGUUUUCCUUGCUAGUAUUCGCUGUAUUCGUGGUCUAAAAAUGCGGUUUGCUCUCGCCUACCAAUCUCUGCUCUCUGUGUACGUAGCGUACGGGUUGUUUUGGCUGAAUCUUGAGGAAUAAAUGCCUUUAUAUUUCACAGGCUGUAAAUUGAACUUCCCACACGAUUAGCUUUAUUAUGGCUUGUGAACUGCUGGAGUUUGGCUUUACAUUUUUGUAUGUGAACAAAUCAAAAUGCUUAAAAAAAGAGUUUUCUUUAGUAUAGCCACAAAUGCCUUGAACUGUUGUCUGUUUGGGAUUGUUUUGGGGGGGCGGGGAAAGGAAGGGAAUUUUCAGAAGAUGCUGUAGAAACUGCCUCACUAUUUCACAGACUUUGGUUUGAUUGCCUUUGUUGAGGUGGGUUCUGUGAAUUCCCUUUGUAUGUAUAUGUUGGUUUAUGAGUAAUUGUUAUUUAUUCUUUAUUUAUUUAUAUUAAUUAUGAAGAUUAAGAUAUUAUUUGAUUGCAGAUCUUUUUUUUUCUUUUGGUGUGCUUCCCUCCUCCCACCACUCUCGACAUUUCACUGUGCAUUUUAGAAGAGAGCCUUUUUCUAAAGGGAUCUGCUAAAAGUUUUAACUUUUAUACCUAUCUGAGCGAAUUACAGACAACCUACCAUUUUAUUCUGCUUGGAGGGUCCCCGAGGCCCUUGUACAACCGACAGCUCUUACUUUUAAAUGCAAUCUCUUUUCUACAUACAUUAUUUUCUUAAUUGUUAGCUAUUUAUAGAAAGCUUCAAUAGAACUGUUUCAACUGUAUAACUAUUUACUAUUCAAAUAAAAUAUUU
Molecule: messenger RNA, 2811 nt
Organism: Rhinolophus ferrumequinum (greater horseshoe bat)
Lineage: Eukaryota; Metazoa; Chordata; Mammalia; Chiroptera; Rhinolophidae
Gene: INSM1
Product: INSM transcriptional repressor 1
Exons: 1
Coding region: 143-1678 (511 amino acids)
Biological process (GO): negative regulation of transcription by RNA polymerase II; regulation of cell cycle process; neuron differentiation
Cellular component (GO): nucleus; transcription repressor complex
Molecular function (GO): RNA polymerase II cis-regulatory region sequence-specific DNA binding; DNA-binding transcription repressor activity, RNA polymerase II-specific
Source: RefSeq, a predicted model, not a curated record